Messenger RNA from Mauremys reevesii (Reeves's turtle), 3633 nucleotides. It is a transcript of the gene SORD, whose product is annotated as sorbitol dehydrogenase. The record is from RefSeq and is a predicted model, not a curated record. Gene Ontology annotation, molecular function: L-iditol 2-dehydrogenase (NAD+) activity; zinc ion binding. Lineage: Eukaryota; Metazoa; Chordata; Testudines; Geoemydidae. Gene Ontology annotation, biological process: D-sorbitol catabolic process. The transcript is spliced from 9 exons. Bases 50 to 1339 code for a protein of 429 amino acids.
CGCGCCCCCCAGGCAGUGCUGACCAGCCAGGCUGGCUGCGAUUUGGACUAUGAGACCCGGCCACUCCCCCGCGCCCGGGUCCUGCCAGCCGCCGGCCCUUGGACCCGGCGAAAGUCCCUCUGGCCGCAGACGGGCGCAGCGGCUGCAGCCCAGGAGCAGCACAAAGCGACCGAGGCGCCGACUGCCGCUCACCCCCGGCCUCCCCGCCGCGCGCCCCCCGGCGGCCUGUGCACCUGCGCGCGGGCAGCGGCCGUUGCUGAGGAGGAAGCGCCGCGAGCGGCCCCGCCCCGGGUGGCUGAGGGAGGAUGGCGGAACAACACGCCGAGAACCUGUCGGUGGUGGUGCAUCGCGCCGGGGACCUGCGCCUGAGGUGCUGCUGAGGAUGCAUUCAGUUGGGAUCUGUGGGUCUGAUGUCCACUACUGGCAGAAUGGUAGAAUUGGGGACUUUAUCGUAAAGAAACCCAUGGUGCUCGGGCAUGAGGCAUCCGGAAUCGUCAUCAAAGUGGGGUCAUCAGUAACCCAUCUGAAACCAGGCGAUCGAGUGGCCAUUGAGCCUGGUGCUCCGCGAGACUUCGAUGAAUUCUGCAAAAUCGGACGCUACAACCUGUCUCCAACUAUCUUCUUCUGUGCGACACCUCCCGAUGAUGGAAACCUGUGCCGAUAUUAUGCACACAAUGCCAACUUUUGCUACAAGCUUCCAGAUAACAUCACCUUUGAAGAAGGGGCCCUCAUUGAACCACUCUCUGUGGGAAUCCAUGCCUGCCGAAGAGGCGGAGUCACUCUGGGAUCCAAAGUCUUAAUCUGUGGGGCUGGACCCAUUGGGCUAGUCUGCUUGCUCGUCGCCAAGACGAUGGGUGCUGCCCAGGUAGUAAUCACUGAUUUAUCCACCUCCCGCCUGGAAAAAGCCAAAGAGAUCGGGGCAGAUUUCACCAUUCAGAUAAAGAAAGAGACCCCAAAGGACAUGGCCUGCAUGGUGCAAGGUUUGCUUAACUCCAUGCCUGACAUAACCAUGGAGUGCUCCGGGGCAGAGGCCAGCAUUCAAACUGGCAUUUACGCCUUGUCUACACGGGUGUUUCAGCCUCUAGUGGAGCAGCCCAGUAGAAGGCCCCAGUGUAGAGGCCACUCGCUCGGGCGGCACCCUGGUUCUGGUAGGGCUGGGACCGGAGAUGGUCCAUGUCCCCAUCGUGAAUGCUGCUGUGCGGGAGGUGGAUAUCAAGGGGAUAUUUCGCUACUGCAAUACGUGGCCCAUGGCGAUUGCUAUGCUUGCAUCCAAGAAAGUGGACAUCAAGCCUUUGGUUACACACCGCUUCCCUUUGGAAAAAGCGCUGGAGGCCUUUGAGACAACCAAGAAGGGCUUGGGGGUGAAAGUUAUGCUGAAGUGUGACCCCAGUGACCAGAAUCCCUGAAGCAUGGCACUGCACUCCUCCCCUAUUAUACUGCCUGGCUUAAAGAUGAAGAAUGAGCUCGCUAGAGAGAUGGGAACUGUAAUGAUAAGUUUAUAAGUAGUAUAUAGUGUUUGGGGAAUAAAGUUACGGUCACCUGUUGUGCAGACAGUGCAUUGAAGGAAAAGGGAUUAUUGGUUAAGGAUAUUUACAGCCUUAUAGCUGCUUAAACGGGGAACCACUAUUUGGGAACCAAAUUUGGACCAGAAUCCUCCCCUCAGAUCCGUACAGGAGAUCUUGGCUCAGUCUUCUUCCCCUACGAAUGCAGCUCACUGAGGAUCCUGAGAGGAGAACUUUUCUCCUGGAGAGGACCUGUUGGUAUUCACCUCUUCUCUAAUAGGGGGGAGGGAUAGCUCAGUGGUUUGAGCAUUGGCCUGCUAAACCUAGGGUUGUGAGUUCAAUCCUUGAGGAGGCCACUUAGGGAUCUGGGGCAAAAAUUGGUCCUGCUAGUGAAGGCAGGGGGCUGGACUCAAUGACCUUUCAAGGUCCCUUCCAGUUCUAGGAGAUUGGUAUAUCUCCAAUUAUUAAAAAAAAAAAAUAGACUAGACAUUCUGAAAACCGGGGAUCUCUCUAGUUGUGUAUCAGACAAAGGGCUUCACCCUGCCCACUUGCAUUGAAGAACCACCCUAUGUCACAGCCGGGAUUUGUACAUGCUGAAGCACUGAAUGAGAGUCUCACACACUUGACUCCUGUUAAUGGCAAUGAAAAUUGUGCAGAAUAGUUUGUCUGGGCCUCUAUUCAAGGCUGAGACAAUACUAUCCUGGGCCAAGAUUUGUUCUAAGCGGGUGUUGGGCCUGUUCGGUGUGGUCAGACCUGUGUACAAUCCCCGGCAUAGCAGAGUUAUGGAAUACUAAUACUUGAAUACUCUGUCUGUCAGGACUUUACAAAUGUGGAAUGAAGUCUGGGCAUUUCAUCUUUGUGGGAUGUUCUUUGACAUUCAUGUUGUAAAAAGGGAGGUGGGCUAGCUCAGUGGUUUGAGCAAUGGCCUGCUAAACCUAGGGUUGUGAGUUCAAUCCUUGAGGGGGUCACUUGGCAAAAUGUGGUAAAAAAAAUCUGCCUGGGGAUUUGUCCUCCUUUGAGCAGGGGGUUGGACUAGAUGACCUCCUGAGGUCCCUUCCAAGCCUGAUAUUCUAUGAUUUUUUUUAUUUUGGGGGGAGGGGCAGAGGUAUAGCUCAGUGGUUUGAGCAUUUAACAAGACACACGCCGUUCAGGCUCCAGCAGUCACAAAGCACUUGCAAGAGAAACCAGCCAUGGCUACUCCAUCACCAUGGCCAUGGCUACUCCAUCUUUCUCCACCUAGACAUCUCCACCUGUGGGAGGAAUGUGGAGGCUGCAGAGCAGACACUCUUGGACAUUCUUACCACCAGCAGGAUUAGGUUCCAUGGUAGUGCAAAAAGUCUACACUUACAGCUUCUGCUGCUGCUAGCACUAGUGGAUCUGCACCAGUGGAGAAUUACAGAUCCAGAUUUUGCAACACAGGAUACAAAGAUGGGUUGGGCAGCCCCCUUUUCUCCCAGUGAAAAAGUGAGCAUUGGGGAGGGAAAGGUGGCUUCGCAAGAGUUUCCAUGGGUUUAUUGGGGGUCUUUUAGCACAGGAGGUUGUACUGAAGAGGUGAAGUCUGCAAUGCUUACCCAUCCACUGCACCAGCCCCAUGCAUACUGUCCUUGCACAAUGAGAAUGGAAAGCUUUAAGCCAGGGGCUGGGCUGAUCUGCCUGGGGUAGGGGCAGAGGCCAGUCACUAGAGGGGUUUAGCCACUUUGAUGAAAUAAUAAUUCAUGAAAAAUGUUUUGUUCUUAAAUUCUGAGUAACACAGGAAAAGAUGGGAUAUGUUCAAUGGUAGGAGCUCAGCUUGUGAUUGGAUGUUCAGCAGCUUGGAUUUGUGCCACUGCAAUUGCUUCUGUCAGAGCUGGGCAUGCCCCAUUUGCCUAGGGAGUGCCUCCGUUGGGUGUGCCCAAAGGAGCUAAAAGGGGGUUACAGAUUUUAAUCCAUAUCACAAGCACAGGGCAAUGAUUUGUGCUGUGGGGUACAAGAUCACUGCGUCGCAAAUAGCAAAACGGCCUGUUAUUUCCAUCUCCUACUUCGUGUUUCCAGUUGUUUUUAUUCUGUUAGCAAGAAAUCUGCCUAAUGGCCUGAGGUCUGUUUCUUGGACCAGUACUGAGCUUUCACAAUAAAUGAUGGAAAUGGUCCUGUC